Molecule: messenger RNA, 3225 nt
Organism: Patella vulgata (common limpet)
Lineage: Eukaryota; Metazoa; Mollusca; Gastropoda; Patellidae
Product: zinc finger protein 678
Exons: 3
Coding region: 1633-2598 (321 amino acids)
Biological process (GO): regulation of transcription by RNA polymerase II
Molecular function (GO): DNA-binding transcription factor activity, RNA polymerase II-specific; RNA polymerase II cis-regulatory region sequence-specific DNA binding
Source: RefSeq, a predicted model, not a curated record
AUUAUACCAGUUUAAAAAUAACCGCUUUAAUUAUUCCAAUUCCAGGUCUAGAAAUUGUGCCAUGGUAUCUUAUACCAAUAGGGUGCUUGCAUAAUUCCAUAACUCCUAUUUGCCAUAUGAAAAACAACAAGAUAGUGGCAAUAUCUUUGCUUUAAUAGGAAUAAAAAUAUGUUCUGAAAAUCAUGCAAAAAAUGUAAUUUCCAAUAAAACAAUUUUAAGAAAGAAAAAAGUUGCACAAACUUUGAUUGAAUUCAAACAUAUUUGCUUUUAAAGUAACGUUUUUAUGUCAAAAUGCCCCUCUAAAUGUGAUUUAUAAGCAAGUUUGAAAGUUGUAACCAAGGGACAUAGCUCUAUUAAUUAGACAUUAAUUAACCUAUCCAGACCAUAAUCAACUCUAGAUGGCUAGCCUGCGAUCUUUAAAGGAUUAUGAGCCGAUUUACUGCAUAACUUUCCUUCACGAUUUAACGAUUAAAUGGAUAAUCAAGACUAUGCUGUUUAUCGUACUGACUUUAGUAAUGAUGAUCGAGGCUAGGUGGAAAUUUCAGUCGCUUAGUUAUCGGUUCAUAGUGGAUCAAUUUAAAUGAAUUUUUCCGCAAAUUGCCAUUACAUUAUCUAGUUUUUAACUAUUAUAGUGAGAACUGCCAACUCGUUAUUGAAUCUUUUAACAUUCCAGUCAACUUCAUUUUGAGCGACAUUAAGGCUGUUUAGAAAAUACAGGAAUCUCGAUUGACAUUGAUAUCAUUUUUACAAUAGUAAACAAAUUAUUGAUUUUACUAUUCUUAAUUAAAUUAUUAACUGCCAAUCAUGUCUAAAUCUGUUGAAAAUAAAGAGUAUCUGAUGUAAUAGAGAGUUGGUUAUUGGCAAGUUAAUAAAUGUCUAAUUAAUAAAAGAUAUAACAUUUAAGGCCUAAAGAAAGACCUGCAAUAGGCAGAUUUUAUAAUAGUAGUAGAUGAUUUCAUAUGUUGGGGGUUUAUAAGCUGCAGUGACGAUUAUGAUUUAGAAUUUCUCUUCAGCAUCAUUCUUAUCAAAUACAUUACAGAUUCUGUUUAACAUUUAUAUUAAUAAUUUAAAUUAUAAAAUAUAAUGUACACUCACACAAACAAUAAUGGUCCGUAAUCUUCAGAUAUGAGUUACUCGGGUAGGAGACGGUCCACAUCAUAUUUUAUACUUUCCUAAUGCUUAUAAAAUGGCGGAUUUCUGAUUGCAGCUGACAAGACGUAUUUAUUUAUUUGGUAUACGUUACCGAUAUAUAACUUCAUUGUAGAUGAUUAAUAUCUAUUAUUUGAUGUUCAAUUAAAGACGAAGAAGCUUAAUAGAUAAUUUACGCGUAGACUAGUCACCGGAAUUCACUUAUAAACAUCGGAAUUCAUUGGGUGAUUUUGUAACUUCCCAGAAGCUGAUAUCUUUUGACAAGUUUCUAACAUUUGAGGUUGGUUUGAGGAAAUGGUCGCUUGUUUCGCAAACCAGUUAAUUUUAUGUGUUUAAUGGACGCUUGUCUAGCAGACAAGGUUCAGUAUUGGUCCUCUAGUAGUGAUGUAAAGGAUGAACCUGAUGUCUGCGAGCUAACAACUCAAGAGAUUUGAUGGGAAUUUAUAGCUGGAUUUCUUACUGCUAAAGGGAGAAGAUUAAAAAAUGUCAAAGCAUUCUGUCUCCAAUAGAAACUAUAAAUGUGAUAUUUGUGGUAAAUCAUUUAGAGGCCUGGCUGAUUUAAGUAGACACUUGAUGAUUCAUACUGGUGAGAAGCCAUAUAAAUGUGAUGUUUGUAAAAAAUCAUUUAUCACUAGUAAUAAUCUACAACAACACACAAGAACCCAUACCGGUGACAAACCCUUUUGUUGUUAUGUGUGCUGUAAAUCAUUUAUCACUAGUAGUAUUCUACAGCAACACACCAGAAUUCAUACUGGUGAAAAACCCUUUUCUUGUUAUGUGUGCUGUAAAUCAUUUACCACUAGUAGUAAUCUACAGCAACACACCAGAACCCAUACCGGUGACAAACCCUUUUGUUGUGAUGUUUGUAAAAAAUCAUUUACCACUAGUAGUCAUCUACAGCAACACACCAGAACCCAUACUGGUGAAAAACCCUUUUCUUGUGAUGUUUGUAGUAAAUCAUUUACCACUAGUAGUCAUCUACAGCGACACACCAGAAUUCAUACUGGUGAAAAACCUUUUUCGUGUGAUGUUUGUGAUAAAUCAUUUACCACUAGCAGUAAUCUACAACACCACAUCAGAAUUCAUACUGGUGAAAAACCCUUUUCUUGUGAUGUUUGUAAUAAAUCAUUUAUCACUAGCGGUAAUCUUCAACAACACAUCAGAAUCCAUACAGGAGAAAAACCCUUUUCUUGUGACGCUUGUAAAAAAUCAUUUACCACUAGUCGUGAUCUACAGCGACACACCAGAAUUCAUACUGGUGUUAAACCUUUUUUUUGUGAUAUUUGCAGCAAAUCAUUUUCCAACAGUAGUCUUCUACGACAACACAUCAGAAUUCAUACUGGUGAUAAACCCUUUUCAUGUGAUGUUUGUAAUAAAUCAUUUACACGAAAUAGCAAUCUACAACAACACACAAAAACACAUACUGGUAAAACAAACGUUUUCUUGUGAUGUUUGUAGGAAAUCAUUUACCACUAGAAGUUAUCUACAUAUACACACUAGAAUUCAUACUGGAAGAAAACCCUUUUCUUGUGAUGUUUGUAGGAAAUCAUUUACCACUAGUAGUAAUCUACUUAUACACACUAGAAUUCAUACUGGAGGAAAACCCUUUUCUUGUGAUGUUUGUGACAAAUUAUUUAAAAGCAAAAGUAGUCUAAAUAAACAUAUAAGAAUUCAUACAAGAGAUUGAGAUACUGGUGAAAAAAACUUUUACAUCUUGUAGUCAUCUACAGCAACAUAAAAACUGUUGAUGAAAUGGUGUUUAACGUCCUACUAUUCUGCACCGACUGGGAUAAUGAUGAUCAACAUGAAAUAAUGUACUAUAUAACAUUAGAGAGGAAAACUAUUUUCUUUUGAUAGUUGUUAUAAAUGAUUUACAGCCAACAUAAAUUUUUAUAAACAGGUGAAAAUUCUUCAGAAUAUUAAGAAAGUUAUUUAUUUACACAUCCAAAGUAUUGUAAGUUUUUGUUGUCUAGGGUUAUUUCCAUAAAAUAGAUUUAGAUAUGAAUUAUUUUAGCACCAAUAACAAUUAAAUUUAUCUUCAAAUAUGGUUCUUCAAUUGAACAAGAAAAAUAAAAU